This is a messenger RNA of Macroventuria anomochaeta, 1530 nucleotides long. RefSeq lists its product as uncharacterized. The record is from RefSeq and is a predicted model, not a curated record. The coding region runs from base 260 to 1123 and encodes 287 amino acids. NCBI's taxonomy places the organism in Eukaryota, Fungi, Ascomycota, Dothideomycetes, Pleosporales, Didymellaceae. The transcript has 3 exons.
CCGCCAACAUUGAACCCUCUCACACACGCCAAACCUUCGCUCACCCCCUCAGCUUCGCGUUUCUUCACCAGUCGCUCGUUUGUGGCAGGAAAAGUGGCCCUCGACCAGCUUGCGUAAUCCAGCGACGCCGUUUGUUGACACGCCAACACGUUCUCGUCGCACUACCGGCUCCACAACACAUCUCCGCACCGCAUCCUUCAGCCGUCUUGCGGUCCCUCGACUCGACUUCACUCGUUGAAUUGGGCAUCUGGACAGGACAAUGAGGCCCUCACAGCUGCUCGCCGGCCUUCUGGCCAUGACUUCGGUCACAGCUGCCAUGCCGGACGCCUUCGCCGACAUCCACGGCCUGGGGGACGUCAAGAACAUUUUCGCACGACAGGACGACAACUCUGCCUCGGCUUCAGAACAGCAAUCGAGCAACCAGCCCACACGGACGACCACAGCGGAGUCAGGGAAGGCCAGCGCCACCAAGACCGACACCAAGACCGACACCAAAAGCGACAACAACGAUGAGUCCUCGACAACGGAGAAGGCAAGCGCAAGCGGCUCACACAAGGCCUCAGGCAGCAAGGCCACUAGCAAGUCCAAGGCUACCAGCUACGACGCCCGCCUGCCUGCGGGAGGUAUCUCCAUGGUGACGCCUGGCGCCCUCGCUGGCUCCCAGUUCUACAAGGUUGGCGACUACGUUACCUUCGCUUGGAACUACACCUCGCUGUCCCAAACCCCUUCGGCUAUCGAUAUUCUUGCCACCUGCACCGCCAACCAGGCCACAUACACCAUCGCCGUCAACCAGUCGGCAGACCAGACACAGGUCGUUUGGGACACCAAGAACACCCCGUCCGGACAGGUGCCCUUCCUGACCGAGAAGUACACUCUUCUCAUCUACGAUGCCGAGUCCAGCGUCAGCGCCGCUCCCCGCGCCGGCUACCUGGGUGUCUUCAAUUCCUUCCAGUUCGGCAUGUACACAAAGCAGGCAUACGUCCCAUUCUCUGAGUUCGAAUGCGCAAACUGCAACGGCGCGCUCUCGCACUUCGAGAAGAUGACGAUCAAAGCCCUGCUGCUCACCACAGGCACGACAAUCGGUUCGCUCGUCUACUUCACAUACACCUUCGGCCUCUGGUAGUGCACCAUCACUACCAUGACCUAAACGCAUCUGGACACCUGACGUCUCGCAUACGAUAACGGCAUUCCUUACGCUUCACACCUGUCUAUGUUUCACUCCUUUCUCAUCAUAAAAAGGUCCGGGCUGGCGCUGUGGGUUCAACAGCGUUUCAGCGGGGGAGCAAUCCACAAUCAUUUCAACCAUUUGGGGUCAUCUAUCGUCUGGAGUUCACGGAGCACACAAUUGUCUACGGUUCGGAGGCUGCAUAUUCUAGGCUAGGGAUCAAUACGCAUCUUAAUACUGUAGAGAAGCUUGCCAGAGGCACAGGGUGUAAUAUUCUUGAUGUUGGACUAGGACGUACGAGGCCGUGCUACGAUGAAUCUGAGCAGUUGACAAUGCACAUCGUCUUACGGACUGUCUGAUUGUGA